AUGGCUUUGCAACCUUUUCCCAACUGCAAACACUUCACCAUUCCUGGAGGCCCAACGUAUUCUUACGUGGUGCACCCUGCACGCCCACGAAAGCCUACAUUCCUUCUGCUUCAUGGGUUCCCCAGUGCCAGCUACGACUGGCGAAAUCAGAUCCGCGACCUCAGCGACGCAGGGUAUGGCGUUAUUGCACCAGACCUGCUAGGCUAUGGAAAUACAGAUAAGCCUCCUGGAGUUGAGGAGUAUUCGGUCUGGAGAAUGGCUGCACAUAUCGCGAAACUUCUUGAACAUGAAGGAAUAUCCAACGUUGUCGCUGUUGGCCAUGACUGGGGCUGUGGUAUCCUCGGGAUGCUCGCAAACCGGUACCCUGAACGACUAUCGGCUUUGGUUUUCAUGGCCGUUCCGUACACACCCCCCGGAACAUUUGACCUUGACGCAUUCAACUCUUUCACAGAGAGCCUGUUUGGGUACCCGGUAUUUGGAUAUUGGCAAUUCUUUAAUGAAUCCGACGCCGCUGAGCUCUGCGACAGACAUAGCGAAUCAAUGACCGCUUUGAGCUAUCCGAAUAAUUAUGAGAUAUGGAAAACUGAUCUAUGUCCGUAUGGAAAAGCAAGGGCGUGGGUAACCAGCGACCGAAAGGUCGGGCGACCGUCGUGGCUGUCAAAGCCUGAAGUUGACACCCACAAUGCAAUUCUCCGAAAUGGAGGAUAUGUAGGGCCUCUCAACUGGUAUAAAGCCUCGAUAAGAAACAUUGAUGUGCCCAAUUAUUCGCAAAUUCCUCCAGAGAACCUCAUCAUCUCACGGCCAGUACUAUUUCUGAUUGCUGAUGGAGACGUGGUGACUCGUCCAGAGCUGGCGCGCCAGUCAGCAGAGCAGGGAAGGCAGGAAGGUUAUUUGCCGAGCGUAGAGGUACAGGAAUUAACUGGGUGCGGACAUUGGUUGCAACUGGAGAAGCCACGAGAAGUCUUCAAUGCCUUGGACGCUUUCGCAAAGAAGGUGGUUAGAUGA
Lindgomyces ingoldianus is the source of this 1005-nucleotide messenger RNA. Its product is annotated as alpha/beta-hydrolase. Gene Ontology annotation, molecular function: catalytic activity. The record is from RefSeq and is a predicted model, not a curated record. The transcript has 4 exons. Lineage: Eukaryota; Fungi; Ascomycota; Dothideomycetes; Pleosporales; Lindgomycetaceae. Bases 1 to 1005 code for a protein of 334 amino acids.